GCCAAGCCACCGCCGACCAAGCUGCAGCUGUGAAAGUGCAGCGGAGAAUUUCUUCAUCUCCCAAUCUUUCAUGGCUUCGGAAUUUGAUUCGGUGCGACACUGGCGAGCCUGCGGGUCCACAAGCCUUAGCCUCCUCAUUGAUCGGCCUCUAUUUCUCUGCAUCCUGGUGUCCGCCAUGCCAUUAUUUCGCGCCGAUACUGGCACAAGCUUACAAGCAGAUUCGAGAUGCCCACGGUGCAAACUCUUUUGAAAUCGUGCUCAUUCCAUUGGAUACCGACGAGAACAUGUGGCAGCUCCACAUGGCAAAAAUGCCAUGGAUGUCCACCAGAAAGCGCGGUGGUGCUUUGGUUUUGCUUUGCUUUGCUGCUAAUUGCAUGGGCUGGUUGGGAAGCACUCCGCAACCGACCCGAAUGCGUGUGUGCCUUCGUGCCGAAGACGACACGCUCGAGCGCCUAAGCCGUGUGAGCCGUGUACCUUCCAAGCCACCUAGUCAAGAACCGCAAGAAGGCUCGUUGAUGGGUGCCGUGGGUGGAUCUGUGCUUGGUGGACUCUUGUUGGGCCCUUUUGGAGCAGUGUUCGGUGCAAGUCUAGGUUCUGACUUGGGCCGCCUGAACAGAGAUCAGGCUUCGGUGGAAGCGCUCGGCUUAGAUGCAGAUAUGGUCAAUCUGGCAAGGACCGUGGCAAAAAGUCUUGCAGAUGCCGUUGAAGACAAGAAACGUGUUAUAUCCGUGAAGGAUGACUUGGCCAUUAGAAUUGUGAAACUGGAGGGUGAUGUGGAGAAGCUUUCGGACGAAGCCAUGGCAGCAUUGCAAGCUGGGGAUGAAGAUGGAGCUCGUUCAAUCUUAGAAAAGAAGGUGCCACUUCAACAGCGGUUGACAACGUCAAAGGACGAGCUCAAAAAGGCCUUAGAGCGGGUCUCGGUGGUCUCUGCAGCUGUCCAAAGACUUGAAGGUGAAGCUCUCAAGGUGGCAUCAUUGCUAGAGCGAGCGCAAGCAGCUACUGGCUCAGAGCGCGCUGCCUUGGCCGACGAAGCCUCGGCCAUGACGGUCAAAGAUCCUCUCCUAGACAAGUUCGACAGACUGGAGAGGGUUGACCUGCUGACAGGCUACAGCGCGUGGCCCAACUGGACAGAAGCACUGGGCCUUUCGGAGGGGCAGACUGAGUUUCUCAGGUCCGUGCGGCGGUGGACCGGCAAAUGUCAAGUGCAGCAAGCUCGUCUCAGCCGGCACCCGGGCGAUUUGGCAAGCUUUAGCAUCCGGGUUUGCUCUUGGAACCUUCAUGGCUGUGCCAUUGACCCGGAAGACGACAUUCGACCAUGGCUGUUCUCGGCUGGCCAAGCUGACAUCUACAUCGUGGGUAUUCAGGAGCUCGUGGAACUUGGACCAAUGUCUGUGUUCCUGAAUACGGAUGGCCAUGAAGAGAGACAGUCUGAGUUGGAGCUUAAAAUUGAGGCGGCUCUCGCUGCGACUGGACUUCGCUAUUUGAAGAUAUGCAGCUUUGGCAUGGUGGGCCUGUCGCUCCUGGCCUACGCUUCCGAGAGUCUCCAAGAGCGCGUGGGUGAAAUCGACUGCGAUCGGGUGAAGACGGGAAUUGAGGGUCUGAGUGGGAAUAAGGGUGGCUUGUGCGUCCGGUUCCUGCUUGGGCCCAUGUCUUUGUGUUUUGCAAAUGUCCACCUGCCAUCUGGUACGGGCAAAGCUGACGAGCGGAAUGAACACCUCAACGAGGUGUUGUCCUACGCAUUUCAAGGGACUUCUCGAAACGGCUCUACGCGACCCUCCAAGAAUGGUUUUCAUCGAGCUUCUGUGUACACAGCUGCCGAGCACGAUUUGACAGUCGUCUUUGGCGACUUGAACUCGCGGCUCGCAGACCUCCCAAAUGAAGAUGGCUUCCCUAAAGGACCGCCAGAGGCAUGGCUGCUUUUCGAUGAGCUGCUGACCGGCAGAAUACGAUGUACCCGGUCAUUGGGAUUUCGCGAGGCGAGGACGAUUUGA
Symbiodinium natans is the source of this 1991-nucleotide messenger RNA. NCBI's taxonomy places the organism in Eukaryota, Dinophyceae, Suessiales, Symbiodiniaceae. The record is from the annotation of a GenBank genome assembly.